UGCAGCCCAGGUUGCACCCCGGCUCCUUCGGCUCCGCGGGACGCAGGUCCCUGCCCCGCCUCCGGCCCGCCCGCGCCCGCAGCCGGUGUGGCAGCGCGGUGUCUUCGGUCCAGCCCCUCGUGGGGGACCAGCCGAGUGGAUCGCCGCGGCCGAGCACGCAGCCUGAGCGUCCCGGGAAGGCGGGAUGGAGCCCGCCCUGCUGAGCGCUGGGACCUGCUGAGCCGCCCCCGGCCUAUAUUUGCUUCGACAAAGACAAAUUUAGAAUCAAUUACUUGAGGACAGUUUGCGUAACACCUGAAGUCAACAAGGCACAAUGAAGCACUUCCUGAGAAUGUUGAUCCAGGUAUGCCUGUAUUUUUACUGUAAAUUUUUGUGGCGUUGUCUGAAAUUUGUAAUGAGGAAGCUAACUGGAAGAUGUGAACUGCAACGAAUUUGUUACAGUACUAAACCUGGAGCUUCAAGAACCAUGAAAAUUGAAACUUCACUGAGGGAUUCCAAAAGUAAGCUGUUGCAGACUUCCGUGAGUGUUCACCCUGAUGCAAUUGAAAAAACUAUAGAAGACAUCAUGGAACUGAAAAAAAUUAACCCCGACAUAAAUCCACAGCUGGGAAUCUCUCUUCAGGCUUGCCUUCUGCAAAUUGUGGGCUACAGAAAUCUUAUUGCAGAUGUGGAAAAGCUGCGCAAAGAGCCCUAUGAUUCUGAUAAUCCCCAGCAUGAAGAAAUGCUUUUGAAGUUAUGGCAAUUCUUGAAGCCAAAUACUCCACUGGAAUCCCGGAUUUCUAAGCAGUGGUGUGAAAUUGGUUUCCAAGGUGAUGAUCCUAAAACAGAUUUUCGAGGAAUGGGACUUCUGGGACUGUGCAAUUUGCAAUAUUUUGCAGAAAAGGAUGCUACAGCAGCUCAGCAGGUCCUCUCCGACUCUCUUCAUCCAAAAUGCAGGGAUAUCACUAAAGAGGAAAUAAGCAAAUUCAGCAAAGCAGAAUGGGAGAAGAAAAAGUUGGAUAAAGCAAUUGGGUACUCCUUUGCAAUUGUGGGCAUCAAUAUAACUGAUCUGGCUUAUAAUCUUCUGCUCAGUGGAGCUCUAAAAACCCAUUUCUACAACAUCGCCCCCGAAGCUCCGACACUGUCUCACUUCCAGCAAACAUUCUGUUAUUUGAUGCAUGAAUUUCACAAAUUUUGGAUUGAAGAGGACCCCAUGGACAUAAUGGAAUUUAAUCGUGUGCGGGAGAAAUUCCGCAAAAGAAUCAUAAAACAGCUGCAAAACCCAGACAUGGCACUGUGCCCACAUUUUGCUGCCUCAGAAGGUUUAAUCAACAUGUAGUCACUCACUCUGGUUCAAAUAGAUACCCUGGAACACUGCCUCAUUGUUGUGUUAGAUUUCUGCUUAGGUCAUAGCUCAUACACUGAAUGCACACAGUGAUUAUAUGCAUGCCUUUUGGUACAGUAUUUUCAUCUCUUACUCAUACUCUUGAGAUCCCCAGAUACAACUAUUUCUGGAACAUCUGUCUUCUACUGACUGCUCACAUCGUGGCAUUGUACAGUGUUACAUCUUGCCUUGACAUCCAGGUAUGGAGAGAGUUUUCUAUUUUUUUAGAUUUUUUUCUCUCCCUCAUACUCAACAUUAAAGACUUGUAUUUCUCUAGAUGUAUUUUGUAUGUGAAGAGUUUAGCCGAAUUCCAUUCUGUGAAAGCCUUUUAAUUUAUUGAUCUGUUUCAUGACUACUGCUGCUAGCUUUUGAAGCCUGAUUCAUGCUUAGGUGUCAUUCUGAUAAAGUUUAAGACUUUAAAUUAAUACAGACAGACACAUGAUAAGCCAAACUCUUCCUGCAAACAUAACUGUGCUUCACAAAAUACAUAUUGAGGCUUCCAAAAAGUACAUAACUGUGCUUCACAAAAUACAUAUUGAGGCUUCCAAAAAGUAUCUAGGUAGGAGCUGUCUCGUGUGAAGUACUGCAGAAUUAUAUUGUAACUUAAUCCCAGUUGCAAUUGUGUCAUUGUCAUCUGGAUAUCAAAUUAUUUUAUUCCCAUAAUUUCACUGGCUUGGAUGUCUGAAUAUAUUUAUGAUGCUUAAAGCCUUAGAAAAGAAGUGAGCAUAUUUCAAAAACUGCAAAAGAUGUUUCACUGCCUGUCUCUUGCUGAACUCAAAAUUCUAUCCAGCACUGUUCUGAUCCAAGCAUCUUUGCUUGGGGAACUGCAUGCUGGCUGAAUUGUUUUCCAUGUCAGUGGGCAAUAUUUAAUAACAACUCACAAGAAAGUGUAUUGCAAGAGAGAAACCUAAGCCAUGUAACUCUGCAGUGUUCUUGAAAAUAAUGACGUUGUUUGUAUCAGUGAAAGAAGUAAAUUGCUUGGAAGAAGGAAAGUCAAAUCAUUCCAAAAUUGCUAAAAAUCAUUUUGAAAAUGUGAUUCAGUUUGGAAUUAUGAUUGUAGUCUAUUGAAUAGUAUUUACCAUGGCAUUUCAUACCCAUGGUAUUUUAUACUUUUGAACUAUCAAUUUUAGUAUUAUUAGAUGUUUGUGUAAUCACUUGCUUAUUUAAAUGAAUUUUGAGUACUGCCUACUGUCAGUUAUAUGAAUAAAUUACAUGUCAUUCUACUGUAACUUUAGAGUGAAUUUCAUUUUAAUGUUUUUGUACUCACACACCUUCUAAGUAUGCAAAUAUGAAAGAUAGUAGAACGUCAAAGACAACCUGGAGUUGAUUAUAAAUCAGUCAUUCAGAGAAGCCAAGUGUAAGUUACAGUGUGUUAUGUUUGAGAGACUUCUUUAAUCUUGAGGUUUGACAGUGCUUUAAUGAAAGAAUAAGAUCCACUGUUUUCGUCAUUACUUCCUGUGAUAUUUGGUGUGACUACUGCAAGACAGCUGGUCAGGAAAAAAUAUAAACUACGCAUUGUUUCCUUGUCCAUUCUAGCUGCUCUGAAUUGUGCCACCCUUUCCCUUUCAGCUAUGUACUACCAAGUGGCAGCAUUUUACAUUGCCUCUGUUACUACCCCAUGACGUUUUUUAGAGUGCAAAAAGGAAAGAGUUGAUUAACGGAUGAUGAGUCCAAUGAGUAAUGACAAGAUAAUACUUUAUUCUCCAAAGUAAAUGAGAAAUCGUAAGCAUAGUAAACAGCCUGCCUUGGAAGCAGUGAAUUUCCACUGCUGCAGGAGCUGCUGGAGAUGAAGGAUUCCGUGUCUUUGUCAGCUACAUGUAUGCAUUGUCUGCUUACAUUCACUGCGGUACUGUGUCACUGACAUGGCUUGAUAGUAUGUGGCACUUACACCAGCUCAUGUCUCUUCUGUUCAGGUAGAGAUGGCUGAUGUGUGCCGAGCUAAGAGAUUCCCCUCCCGGCUUUCCUUCUAUUGUAUCUUAGCAUGGCUUCACAGUUUCAGGCUGAACAAGCUCUGCCAGCUCCUUCUAGUUCUGAGUAUUGUUAGAUUUCUUAUUCACACUUCUAUGGAAGAUUCAUUCCACCCAGUACCAGAAGUAAGGUGAGAAAAAGAAGAGGAGAAGGUUUCAAAAGCUUCUGAAACGAGUGAGGUGUGUGAGUUUACCUAGAGUAUUUUGGGUUUGCUUAUAUUUAUUCCAUUAAAUGAGGAUUGACCACAUAAAA
Cavia porcellus (domestic guinea pig) is the source of this 3583-nucleotide messenger RNA. RefSeq names its product ELMO domain containing 1 (gene Elmod1). The record is from RefSeq and is a predicted model, not a curated record. Gene Ontology annotation, molecular function: GTPase activator activity. The transcript is spliced from 12 exons. NCBI's taxonomy places the organism in Eukaryota, Metazoa, Chordata, Mammalia, Rodentia, Caviidae. Bases 314 to 1318 code for a protein of 334 amino acids.